UAACAUGGGACAGGCCUGACAUAAAAUACAUAUUAUCCACUUUCUCACUCUCACACUCCACCUUCACCUUAGCCUCUCCUUCUCCCUCUUCAGUUGCUUGUUACAAUUACAAUGCUAUUACUAUUCCCACCUCUGUCUCAGUUAGCUUCACAAACUCGCUUGCCUUUGCCUUUUCCCGUGAAAGCCAAAGUCAAACUGAAGGUUGUGUCCGAAGCUGAUGCCUUCCCUUCAUUUCUUCCCAAAGAAGUUCACAGAAUCAAAGACCCUUUUGCUCGAAACCUUGCCAUGCGGAUUCACAGACUUCCAGUUUCUGUUAGGUUCUCUGAAAAUCCUAUCAUGAGUAGUUGUGUGAAGCCAUCGAUGCAGAACACGGCGAAUCCAGUUGUCCUUCUACAUGGUUUUGACAGCUCAUGUUUAGAAUGGAGAUACACAUAUCCAUUGCUUGAGGAAGCUGGUUUUGAGACAUGGGCAGUUGACAUUCUAGGUUGGGGUUUCUCUGAUCUAGAAAAACUUCCUUCAUGUGAUGUGGUAUCAAAGCGUGAUCACUUUUAUCAGUUUUGGAAGUCCCACAUAAAAAAGGCAAUGAUAUUGGUUGGUCCAAGCCUUGGCUCUGCAGUUGCCAUUGACUUUGCAGUCAAUUAUCCAGAAGCUGUGGAAAAGCUUGUUUUGAUUGAUGCUAGUGUGUAUGCAGAAGGAACAGGAAACCUAGCAACCUUACCUAGAGCAGCAGCCUAUGCUGGAGUAUAUGUAUUGAAGAGCAUUCCGUUACGCUUAUAUGCUAACUAUUUGAGCUUCACUAGCUUGACUUUCAGUACCAGCCUUGACUGGACUAAUAUUGGCCGCUUGCAUUGUUUAUUGCCAUGGUGGGAAGACGCUACGGUUGAUUUUAUGACUAGUGGUGGUUAUAAUGUUGCCUCCCAGAUAGAAAAGGUAAAGCAGAAAACUCUCAUCAUUUGGGGAGAGAAUGAUCGCAUAAUCAGCAAUAAGCUUGCAGUGCGACUGCAUUGUGAAUUAGCUGAUGCCAUUAUACGCCAAAUACCCGAUUGUGGUCACCUUCCUCAUGUUGAAAGACCAGAUUCUGUUGUCAAAUUCAUUGUUGAAUUUGUUCAGAGCAAAACCAACACAGAAAAGGAAUGUGUUUCACCCGUAUGACAAGGAAGCAUGCUCUGUCCAUGUUGUAGUUGUGUUGGACACUAUCCGUGUUAGACACUUUAAAUAUUUCUAGUUGCAUUUUUUAAUUUUUUUUGUUACUCUUUUUUUUUUCUCAACUAUACUCCAAUACAAAAUAGAAAUCACAAAAAAUAAUAUACUAUGGCAUUUUAUUAUGCCUUAAAUGAUUCAUGAUCACUUUUAAAACAUCAAUUCUCUUUUUUGAUUUAA
Messenger RNA from Glycine soja, 1380 nucleotides. RefSeq lists its product as uncharacterized. The transcript is spliced from 10 exons. Gene Ontology annotation, molecular function: catalytic activity. The record is from RefSeq and is a predicted model, not a curated record. NCBI's taxonomy places the organism in Eukaryota, Viridiplantae, Streptophyta, Magnoliopsida, Fabales, Fabaceae. The coding region runs from base 112 to 1152 and encodes 346 amino acids.